Messenger RNA from Melampsora larici-populina 98AG31, 294 nucleotides. RefSeq lists its product as uncharacterized. Lineage: Eukaryota; Fungi; Basidiomycota; Pucciniomycetes; Pucciniales; Melampsoraceae. The coding region runs from base 1 to 294 and encodes 97 amino acids. The record is from RefSeq and is a predicted model, not a curated record. The transcript is spliced from 2 exons.
AUGAAAAAAUGCAUCAAUCUUGCGAUUCUAUGCUUCAUGCUUCUCACCUUAUUCAGCACCUUCAGCAGAGCAGAGGAAUUGGUUGUGCGAUGCUGUGACCGCGCCAACUACUGCUCAGCCUCAGAGAACAUCGAAGACUCUGACUGUGGAACAAACCCUGAUGGGACUUCCAUACCCUACAUAUGCGAGAGGAUACACCAAACUCCUCUAUGUCCGAACGAUGUCUUUUUCAAUCAGACUUGCAGAUAUGGCGCACCUGCAUGCGAGUUGCCUGUGGAAGAUGAUGAUGAAUAG